UCAGGCUGCUACACUUAUUGUAGAUGGUUCACCGACAUCUCGGAAAAUACCCGAUACGAUGUUCGGGAUCUUUUUCGAGGAGAUCAAUCAUGCAGGAGCUGGUGGUCUAUGGGCAGAGCUUGUAAGCAACAGAGGUUUUGAAGCUGGGGGAUCGACCACUCCAUCGAACAUUGAUCCUUGGUCGAUAAUAGGGAAUGAAACAAACAUAAUUGUCGGAACCGAUCGUACUUCUUGUUUCAGUCAGAAUAAGGUCGCUCUUCGAAUGGAAGUCCUGUGUGAUAUCGGUGGAUCGAUAACUUGUCCAACUGGUGGUGCUGGUAUAUAUAACCCGGGUUAUUGGGGCAUGAAUAUAGAACAAGGGAAAACAUAUAAAUUGACAAUGUAUGUUAGAUCAAUGGAUGCAGUGAACUUAUCAGUUUCACUUACAAGUUCAGAUGGAUUGCAAAACCUGGCUACAGCUAACAUUGUGACUGCUGCUUUGGACAUAGCAAAUUGGACAAAAGUAGAACUCCUGCUGGAAGCCGAAGGAACAAAUGUUAAUUCAAGACUUCAGAUUACAACUGCACAAAAAGGCAUCAUAUGGUUAGAUCAAGUAUCACUCAUGCCAUUAGAUACGUACAAGGGGCAUGGUUUUCGGGCGGGGCUUGUUUCCAUGCUAGCAGACCUUAAACCUAGGUUCAUUAGAUUUCCAGGUGGUUCUUAUGUUGAAGGCGAAUGGCUAAGGAAUGCAUUUCGAUGGAGAGAAACUGUUGGUCCAUGGGAAGAAAGGCCCGGCCAUUUUGGCGAUGUUUGGAAGUACUGGACUGAUGAUGGUCUCGGCUAUUAUGAGUUUCUUCAACUUGCCGAAGACCUCGGUGCAUCUCCAGUGUGGGUAAUUAAUAAUGGAAUCAGCCAUAACGAUCAAGUUGAUACUUCUACUAUCCCAGCAUUUGUUCAGGAUGCACUUGACAGCAUGAAUUUGCUAGAGAGUGACCCUGACUCUAAGUGGGGCUCUGUUAGAGCAUCAAUGGGACAUCCUGAACCCUUUGAAUUGAAAUAUGUUGCACUAGGGAAUCAAGAUUGUUGGAAGAAAAAUUAUCGAGGGAACUACCUCAAAUUCUACUAUGCCAUAAAAGCUGCAUAUCCAGACAUUCAACUUGUUUCAAUUGUGAUGGUUCUGCUGUGCAAGUUAGAUCAUCCUGCUGAUCUCUAUGAUUUUCAUCUUUAUACUUCAGGUAAUGACAUGUUCACAAGAGCCCAUCAGUUCGAUCGCACAUCACGGUCUUCAACAGGCCCUAAGGCAUUUGUGAGUGAAUAUCUCGACCACGGAAGCAAUGUAGGGCAAGGGACCUUUUUCUCUGCAUUAGCACAAGCCGGCUUCCUCAUUGGAUUAGAAAUAAACAGUGAUGUGGUUGAAAUGGCAAGCAAUGCACCACUUUUUGAUCAGCGAUUGCCAAUUUUGGGGGGUGAUAAUGUGAAUCUCAAGAUCGCUGUUUCUGGUCUACAAAAUGUUGUCAACUCAUCCGGAUCAACAACUACUGUUCUUACUUCCAAGAAUUUGAUGGAUGAGAAUUCUUUCAAGGAACCAAACAAGGUGGCGCCCCUUCAAAAUAUGCUCCAAAAUGCGGGAACAAAUAUGGAUGUUGUGAUUGUCCCGCAUUCCUUAACAUCAUUUGAUUUAGCACUUUCUGAAACAAAUUACUGGUCUGCAAUUUAA
Molecule: messenger RNA, 1696 nt
Organism: Dioscorea cayenensis subsp. rotundata (Guinea yam)
Lineage: Eukaryota; Viridiplantae; Streptophyta; Magnoliopsida; Dioscoreales; Dioscoreaceae
Product: alpha-L-arabinofuranosidase 1-like
Biological process (GO): L-arabinose metabolic process
Molecular function (GO): alpha-L-arabinofuranosidase activity
Source: RefSeq, a predicted model, not a curated record